AUGGGAAACUACCUUGGACCACACGAGGAUACCAGUUUAGAUUGGAACAACAACAAUGACCAGACGUUGACUUGUCGUUCUGAAUCUUCUCUUGGUCAAACAGGUCCCUCAAUCUCCAAGACCGUCAAGUUUGCCUAUGGACCAAGUAGUGCUACUUUGACCUUCUCACCGACAAAUCCGUCCAGUUUGUGUCAAGGCACAAGUCUCAGUGUUGUGUCCACUUGUGCUGUUGACCAGAGUACAGUUAACCCUCAGCCAGACUACAAAAUCUCCGUGAACGGUGUACAAGUAGGCACAUCUGUACAGCAGACUCUACAGUUACAGGGCGGAACUCACAACGUCAGCUGUCGUGUUGAGAACUGGUUAUUUCCCGCUGAUCUCUUCACUGAUGUCGCUGAGACUUUCACUGUCAGAAUUCCUCCGCCGGACCCUCCAGAGAUCACUGUGAGUCAGCCGUUGGUCCUCAGUACUGGAGAAAUCCUGGUGAAGGAUAACGUCGCAACUAGUGUGCGGUGUGUGGUCCGAGGGGGAUAUCCUGCUACAAUUGACGUAAGCCUUAGCUGUCCUAGUUCUCAGCCAGGUAGCUCUGAUGUGAGUUCUGUGGUCGUAACUAGGUCACAAGGGACACAAUGCUCGUGUACAGCCACUCACGACAGUGGAUGCUACAACAAACGGAGUGACGUCACCAUCAAGGCUGCUUACGGCCCAGAAGGUGUCACGUUGGAGAGAAAGAACGUGAGACUUGAGGAGACCGGAACGUAUAACCUGUGUCCGUCAGCUACAUCAGAUAUAAUAAUGGAAUGUUCUGUGGGAGUUGUCUACCCAGCAGCAAGCUUUAGACUCACAAUGACGCCAACAGGAACAAAAACUGCUGAUGCAUGCACAGGAAACAACAAAUGUUCCUACGAGAUUGUGCCGUCAAGGGGAGGUAAUCACAAGUUCUGGUGUGUCGCGGUGAACAGCGCUUUUGGAGAUAUGAGCGGAGACAGUCCAUUUGUACAGGUCUACGUGCGAGAACCUCCCAAACAUGCCCCAAAACUGACCAUCAACGGUAAAUAUUUCACUGGCGUAACUGCAGAUAACAGCGUUGUUUUUGUUGACGGUCAAGAAAACAGUAUGGUAUGUCGAGUUGAUGGGGGAUUCCCCGAGGUCUCGCCCUCCGACAUCUAUGUACAGUGUGACGGCGUGAACGUGACAGAUGGAAAGGUUGUGUUCACACCUUAUCUAAACGCCACCUACUGUACUUGUCGUGCACGACACACUAGUGGAUGCUACGACCUGUCGACUGAAGUCCUCGUCAUUGUAAUAUUCCUGAACGAGACAGUGGGAGAACAAAGCGGUGAUCAGACGACUAUAGCAGCAGCAGUUGGGGCAGCCUGUGCAACGUUGGUCCUUUGUUGUGUCACCACGGCUGUUGUGUAUUGGUUUUUAAAAAGGAAAGGCUGUUUCCGCUGGAUGGCUAAACCUAUAGAAGAACAGUCUGGAAUCACACGGGAUAACAAUGUCGGACGAGAAGACAGUCAGUACGAAGACGUUGAUUUGGACAUGUCGUUGCAGGACAACUCUACCCUGGGCCACCGAGAAGAAAGUCUGUACGUGGACGUGGAUUCGGACCACAUAUCGUCACAGGACAUCCACACCCCGGUCCUGAAUGGAAAAACCGUGGCGGUAAUCGUUACACAGACAGACGGUGACGAGAGACGUUUUAAUAACACAUCAGUGACGUCAUCGGUGUCAACAACGAAACAGGAAGAACGGUCAAAAGAAAAUCAGUACGUAGACGCAGAUAUGGUCCUGAUUAACGCAAAGAAGGCUAACACUCAGAUCGUGAUCGGGAAAACCACCUCGAUAAACAAUAAAUCUAACACCCCACAGGCAGAUUGCGAUGACGGGAGACGUUACAACAACGUGUCGUUGACGUCACCAGAGUCAGAGCUGUACGUGAGCUGUGAUCCUGAAGUGGAAUACUUUAACCUUAAAAUUGAUGAAGAAAUGGACGGUAACAACUGCCCGCCCAGGAACAGUUCCUCAAUAAAGGAAAUUAUGUGAACGUGCAGCAAAAAUAAGCAAAGAGGGAAUCCUUGGGUGAACGCUGACAACAUCACUGUUUGUUCUGCUUUGUGAUUUUCACAUAAGAAAUAACAAGCACACAAACCAAAAU
Molecule: messenger RNA, 2161 nt
Organism: Aplysia californica (California sea hare)
Lineage: Eukaryota; Metazoa; Mollusca; Gastropoda; Aplysiida; Aplysiidae
Exons: 15
Coding region: 1-2049 (682 amino acids)
Source: RefSeq, a predicted model, not a curated record